Acanthopagrus latus (yellowfin seabream) is the source of this 5295-nucleotide messenger RNA. Its product is annotated as transcription factor MafG. The transcript has 4 exons. The coding region runs from base 493 to 981 and encodes 162 amino acids. The record is from RefSeq and is a predicted model, not a curated record. Gene Ontology annotation, molecular function: RNA polymerase II cis-regulatory region sequence-specific DNA binding; DNA-binding transcription factor activity, RNA polymerase II-specific. Gene Ontology annotation, biological process: regulation of epidermal cell differentiation; regulation of transcription by RNA polymerase II. Gene Ontology annotation, cellular component: nucleus. Lineage: Eukaryota; Metazoa; Chordata; Actinopteri; Spariformes; Sparidae.
UGUUGGAGAGCCGUUCUGUUUUCUCAGUCACCUGAUGAGUGUUAACACCUGGUGAGAGUGUGACAAUGAGGGGAACAUUUUGGGUGAAAAUGUGUUUUUUUUUCCCCCCUUGCGAUGGGAAGAAGAUCCUUCAUGAAUGAAGGCACGUGACCAAACACGAUGACGUCUGGCUUCGAUACAAGAGAAAGGAAUCAACAAGGAGAGCACGAGCUGGCGUCUGGAAGCGCCAACGCUUCUGUCAGUGAGCCGACAUUUAACCGCUGCCCCUGAUGUUUACUCGCCGUCGGGACGGUACCAGGAGAGGAAACUGACGGCGACAACCGCGGAGAGCGUCAUUUUUUACAGCCAGGUAACCAGAACAGAUGAGGGCCCAUAUUAGAGCCCGAUGGGGCUGUGUGGAAGGAUCCAGGGAGUGGUGGAGAUCAGAUCUAAGAUUUAUCGCCUCUUGCAUUGAGACCAACCAGCAGUACAGGUGGACGCGGCUCUUGUGGCAUGACUACUACAAACAAGGGAAACAAGGCCUUGAAGGUGAAGCGGGAGCCAGGGGAAAAUGGCACCAGCCUGACAGACGACGAGCUGGUAACAAUGUCUGUGCGGGAGCUGAACCAGCAUCUACGAGGCCUGACAAAGGAGGAAAUCCUUCAGCUGAAGCAGCGACGGCGUACCCUGAAGAACCGAGGCUACGCCGCAAGCUGCCGGGUGAAGCGAGUCACCCAGAAGGAGGAGCUGGAGAAGCAAAAGGCUCAGCUGCAGCAGGAAGUGGACAAGCUGGCCACUGAGAAUGCCAGCAUGAAGGUGGAGCUGGACGCUCUGCGUUCAAAGUACGAGGCCCUGCAGAGCUUUGCCAGGACUGUGGCCCGCAGCCCCGUCACCUCCGCAAGGGGGCCUAUGGCCUCCGUCAUAGGGCCCCUCAUCCCUGGUAAAGUCGGUGCCACCAGCGUCAUCACCAUCGUCAAAUCCAAAACGGAGGCUAGGUCGUAGUAGCAGAAAGAGGCGGGAGGAAGAUUUUCAAGACUAAACUCUAGUCAGUGCAUCGUAACACAGCGCAGGAUUACCUGUGUAAGUUCUCAAUUUCAAUACUCGUAACAAACACUAAUGACAUGCUUCCCAAAUUCACUCUGAAAGUAUGACUCAGCAGUCUGUACCUUUUUAGACAGACACAUCGUGCUUUGGGGUGACACAAUCAAAUUGUUUCCGGAGAUCACAUGCUGACAUAUUGGCAAUACUGAAACAUUUUAUUUUAAAAGUAGAUUGUGUUCAAGAGGGCAAUAUUUGGCAUCCAAUCCAGACUGUUUUUAGCUUGUUGAUUACUGAUAAGAUGCAGUAUGUAAUGUCUGUUUCCUUAAGACUGAACUCUUAAGUCUUUCCGUCCUAUGAAUCGGCAUUUGUAGUCUCACAACCAGUAAAAUAACUGAAAAAGAAGCCAGCACGUAUCUCACUAUGUAUGAACCCCUUUGCUUGUUAUUAUGCACUGACUUAAAUUGGGAUGAAUAACAAACGGUCACAAACUCUUGGCAUGGAUGCUACAGAUGUCUUCAAAACAGCCUGACUAACCCAAAACUAGUAAAUUAGUCCAAUUUGUGAUUUUGUUGGUCGUCUGUCAAGACCAUAAUCAUGAAAUAAUGCUCCCAAAUCUGGCAUUAAUUUCUGUUUAUGCGACAGGCUUUAAAGAACUCGUCAUUAUCGACAUGACUGGUAGAUGCAAUAAUAUAUGUAUGCACUGAAAAUACAAAGAGGUCUUGCAUAUUUAUGGUUAAGUGGAAACGUUUAAAAAAAAAAAAAAAAAAAAAAAAAGAUCAGCAGUUCUUAAUGAUAUUGUGUCGGAGCCGAGUGCCAUUCCGACAUGACAAGAUUCUUCUACAAUAUCUGAAAACCUGAAUGUUAUAACAGUAAUAUCCUCGUGUUUUGUGGGGGACGGUGAAAUCCACAAACCUUUUGAAAACCUAAUUUUUGCUCAUAGAGAGAAGUAUGUUCGAGUUGUUUUGUUUUAAAAGAUAAUAUAUUGCAUUUUUUGUAAUUACUUGUCGACAGGGCCGUCAGAUAUUUCCAAAAGAAAAAUCUUUACACAAGCUUUACUGUUUGAAUUGUUAAGGUGUAGAAAACUUUGUCUAAUGUUGAGUUAUUGGUUUUUAUUACUAGGUAGAUUACCUUCCAUUGUUUAUAGAAAUACAGAUAAAGAAAACGUUAAAAAAAAAAAAUCCUGUGACAUCUUUUUUGCAAUUGUACCGAAAGUGGCUUACUAUUGAAGUCUGAUAGCUUUUUCUAGUGACUAGGCGCGUACUGUGGGGUAGCGCGUGAUGUGAUGUGUAAGUGACAAGUUGGCAGUGUCGUUCACUGUAUAGAUGUCAAUGCUGUGCUAUUUAAAAACAAAUCUGUAGAGCUAAACUAGGUGGUGUAAACAAGGUCAAUUGUCUUUGUGCGUAUUGGCAUCUGUGAUAUCCUCCGCUUCCUUGGUGUUAGUUAACAAAUCAUAUUGUCAUUAAGAGUUUACCACAUUCGAGCCAUGUAAGACAGAAUUGGGUGAAAUGGCAUUAGCAAACAUUUAACUUAAAAGACUUUUUACCUGAAGCUCAAAGUCUGAAUAAUGUGCUGCACCUGGUGCUGGAUGCCCUCUAAACACAUCCUCUGUAACGUGAAAGUAAAAGACUUUGUUGUUGAGAGGAAUAUUUCAUUAUCGUCUUCAUUCCAGCUGUUUAAUUGGUCUGGAUUAGCUUGCAGGAAUAGAAAUUAAAGCUGCUGUAAGAGUUGUCAUCGUUUUUAGCUGGCUUCCUGUCCAUUUUGCAGUCCCUCCUCUCUGUGUCAUCACAUAUACACAAGUCCCUUCUUGACCUCUUUCUUUUCUUCAACCGUUUUCUCUUCACUCGGCCUGUUUGGUAGUACAUGCUGCCAGCGGGAAUCGGUAGCGUUCCCUGCUCUGCCAACAGGAGGAUCCUGUUCUCUGCCCGUUUCCUGAGCAGACAGCACCGCCUCUUUCUUGAGUUCUCAGUCGUUAUUGGAUAAAGUGGGCAGGGAUACUAGAACAUUUCUUUUCUCUGACAUGGCUCUGUAACAGUGAUUACUGUUGGAAUAUGGAGCUAUGUAAUACUUAUUUUGAUAGGAAAACAACACUUACAGCAACUUUACUAACCUCUCGAAUGUCACUUUUGAUAAACAAUUUUAUAGUUAUUGUUCUCCAAAUGUUGAGAAGUCUUUCCUCAAGAUGAUAAUGAUAAUAAUAAUAAUAAUAAUAAUAAUACGAUCGCAUCAAUGCACUUAAAGGGUAACCGCCAAACGGUGCAGCACCACUUGUGUAAAUUUUGUCCCCUGGUCUUCGGAUUUUCAGAUUAAAAGCGGUAGGGUUUGUAUGCACUAUGAGCUCCUGCUUGUUUUGCUCAGGACAAAACAGGUCACACUAAAAAUGAACAAACCGUUUCUCGAUGAAAAGAAGGGAGGCAGGGGUGGCAGCUCUGCUCAUUUCUUUGUUUUCUUUUCCUUUUUUUUUUUGAUAUAACAAGCGUGUCAUAAAAGGGCUUCUUCAAUCCACACUCAGAAAGAGACGCAGCACGACCACGUAGAAUUACAAUCAACAGCAGCUGCCAGCAGCGGCGCUCCUUCUGUGCCAAGUGUCUCGUCACUCUUGCCGGUCCUUCCGAAAAGGAAUUUAACAGUGAAGGAGUUUUGCAGCUCAAGGUGAAAGCAGUCGUCUAAUGAUAUUAACAGAGUGCACUUCAUCCAGAUCUCACUCAGCUCUGCUCUGCUCUGCUCUGCUGCUGGUCAGAAUGUCUUACGGUGUCAGCGAGGUGUUAAAUCUACAGCCAGAGACCACCGUGGUGCUGGUUAAUACUGUCUGCGCGCAAAGUCUCCUCCUCGCUUUGUCAACAUGCUUAGCUAUCUACAUUGACUGGUUAACUGUGGGAAAAUAUAUAUCUGACUCUUGACAUAGCCCAGUAUCGAUGUUGGCGUCCUUAUUGCUGUGGCAGUCUUGUGGAGUGAAUCUUUAUUCGUGUCAAGUGUCUUGAAAAGGUGUUCGAGCAGCACCGUCGACCAAUCUCUCGAUCUCCGCUAGAGACGAUGAGUCUCUCUCUCUCUCUUUCUCUCUCACACAUACAGGUGUAUAAUAUGUAGCUACAGUAGGUAUUAAUGACCAUUGUGAAAAAGUGACCCUUAAUAUGCAACUCAGUGGAAAAAGGUGUGAAAGAGUAGAUGUAAGAGUAAUCAAUAUUGUCAAAGUGACUAUGGUCUGUUAUUUAAUAAUUCUUGCUGUUUUGUAGAUUUUUUUUGUAAAGUGUGUUUUUUUUUGUUUUUUGCCCUCAGAUUUUUCGAAUGCCUAAAUUUUAAGAAAGCAACUGGCCCUUGUUUAUCGCAGCUAACAUGUUCAAACUGUAACAGUGUUUAUUUUACAUAUUUAUUUUUUUUCCAAAAUGAUUUUGUGAGACAGUUGCACUCGAGCCUUACUCACUAACUACUCUGGUCUGGAAUUAGCUGAAUCCAUGAAUUGGACUUGUGACUGAAAACGUACAUGCUGUUAUUAGAAAUGUUUGUGCACUGCGUGAAAAUGAAUGCAACAAGGGCCACUUGCAAUACUUUAUUUUCUCUGGUAUGCCUGUGUGUUUGUUUGUGUGUGUGCGUGUGUGUUUUGUACGUUUGAGGUUCCUCUGCUGCUACACCAGUCAUUAAUGCUCGUCGUUUUGCCGUAGCAUCACCCACAGCGUUUCUGUUCUCACCGUGUGUCGAGUGUGUAUUUUGAAAUUGAUCUUAACACUGUAAUUUGUUCUGCAGAUUUCUUUUUUUUUUUUUUUAAUUCCUUGCAGCUUUUUUCUUUUUUUUUUUUUUUUUAACAAAUAUUUUAGAGAGGAUAAAUAACAGCACUUGUGUGGCAGUUGAAUUUAAUAGAUCUCUCAAGACGUUGGCUUUUUUUUUUUCACGAUACGAUGCUUUGUAAACAGUCGACUGUGCAGAUUUUUUCCUCUUGCUCCAUGGAGUUGGGUCUGUGUUUCAAAGGUUUAAAACUCUGACUAAAGCGAGUAAUACAAAGUUAAUAAUCAGUUUUUGUUAUUUUUUCUGUAUGGGUUGUAAUAAAAUAUUGCAGUACUUUGUAUGAAAAACAGACAAUAGUUAAUUGUAACUAUUUAUAAAUUAAAUUAUUGUACUUUUUGCAAUCUGUAGAUAAGUACUAUGUAUUCAUAUAUACAGUAACAACUGUGGAUUUAAACGUGAUUCUCUGAGGUGUCUAAGUUAUUGAUGUAUAUAUUGUAUGUUUGUUGAUACAGCUUACUUUAUUUUCUAUAAGACCAAUAAAAAUGUUUUGAAAAAGGA